Aspergillus glaucus CBS 516.65 is the source of this 1696-nucleotide messenger RNA. It is a transcript of the gene snf4, whose product is annotated as AMP-activated serine/threonine-protein kinase regulatory subunit SNF4. Lineage: Eukaryota; Fungi; Ascomycota; Eurotiomycetes; Eurotiales; Aspergillaceae. The transcript is spliced from 6 exons. The record is from RefSeq and is a predicted model, not a curated record. Bases 216 to 1352 code for a protein of 378 amino acids.
AUUCUCAGGGGUAUUAGGCCAUCAAAAAAGGUGAACGUCGAAUACUUACAAUUUAAUCGUUUGUUUGCCCUGCGUUGUAUAAAGUGACGACAUCACCAUCUGCCCAGCUCGGAAUACUACUCUUUUUGAGAGAGCAAUCAAACCUCUCUUAUUAUAUUUACACAUUAUCCAUAUUAUAUUUUAUCUCUGAAUAUAUGCAAUAAUCCCACCUCACGAUGAGCAUGGCGUCCACUACGGGCAGACAGCAUAGCGCCUUAAGGGCCGCCACCGCCGACGACGGCACGGCUUGGGUUCGCGGUCACGAGGGGCCCAUUGUGCAGCCAUCUUCCUACCUCCGCCCUCGAGGUCUGUCGCAUCCAAUGGCUUUCGCAACAGCAGGGGCCCUGUCUGAGAGGGCGAUUGACCGAGAAGAGCGUCAAGGCUUGCGUGCCAUUCGCAAUUUCCUCAAAGUCCGCAACAGUUACGAUGUCCUGCCGCUCAGUUUCCGUCUCAUUAUUUUCGAUACCUCGUUAUCCGUCAAGGAGAGCUUGAAUGUCUUGAUCCAGAAUGGCAUCGUAUCGGCGCCGUUAUGGGAUUCCAAAACCUCGACGUUCGCCGGACUGUUGACGACUUCUGACUAUAUCAAUGUUAUCCAAUAUUAUUUCCAGAACCCAGCCGAUCUGGACCAGAUCGACGGGUUUCGACUAGACCAUCUCAGAGAUGUAGAAAAAGCACUUGGUGUUGCUCCCCCGGAAACCAUCUCCAUCGACCCCGAGCGUCCCCUCUACGAAGCAUGUCGGCGCAUGCUCGAAUCGCGAGCCCGCAGAAUCCCUCUGGUUACGAACGACAGUCAGACGGACCGGUCGCAUGUCCUGAGCGUUGUCACCCAGUAUCGUAUUCUAAAGUUCGUUGCGGUCAACGUCAAUGAUACCCAGAAGCUGCGGAAGCCCCUCCAGGAAUUACUACUGGGCACCUAUGAUGACAUUGCGACUGCGUCGAUGGAUACCCCGGUCAUAGAUGUUAUUCACAUUCUGGUGAAAAAGAGCAUAUCCAGCGUGCCGAUCUUGAACUCCGAAGGCGUUGUGUACAAUGUUUUCGAGGCAGUUGAUGUGAUCUCCUUGAUUAAAGGUGGCGUCUAUGAUGAUCUAAGUUUGACCGUUGGUGAGGCUUUGAAAAAGCGUUCCCCGGACUUCCCGGGCAUCUACACCUGCUCACUUACAGAUGGGCUAGACACCAUCUUUGAUACGAUCCGCAAGUCUCGUGUGCACCGUUUGGUCGUGGUGGAUGAACAUUUCCGGCUCAAGGGUGUCCUCACGUUGAGUGACAUUCUGCAUUACAUCCUUCUUGAGGGCGAAACCGAUGAAACAACGUGAUUAUGAUUUUCUGCUUUUCUAAGCCGUUAUAUCUCGUGUAUGACACCUAUUGCAUGGAACAGGCGUUUUGUGUUAUUCGGCUGCGAGUUUCAGCAGAGAUCUGAUGAGUAGCAGUCGGAAUGCGAUUUAUUUUUAUUUUUAUUUUUUUCUUUUACUCGAAAUGAGUAGAUGGAUAUGGCUAUUCGCAGUGUUUGGGAUUAGUUACGCUUUCAUGCGAACUGAAUAGCAUGAGCAUACGUAUAGCAAUAGAAAGUUGCACACUUAUUUCAUGUCAAAGAAUCUUACUUCCUACAAAUGUCAUCCGCGUCUUCCAGACAAGUCUGAUGUAUGUACUUUUUUUUUUC